Messenger RNA from Ornithodoros turicata, 550 nucleotides. RefSeq names its product ubiquitin-like FUBI-ribosomal protein eS30 fusion protein (gene RpS30). Gene Ontology annotation, cellular component: ribosome; cytosolic small ribosomal subunit. Gene Ontology annotation, molecular function: protein binding; structural constituent of ribosome. The record is from RefSeq and is a predicted model, not a curated record. Lineage: Eukaryota; Metazoa; Arthropoda; Arachnida; Ixodida; Argasidae. The coding region runs from base 100 to 504 and encodes 134 amino acids. Gene Ontology annotation, biological process: translation. The transcript has 5 exons.
UGCAGCGGUUGCAUAAAGGCGCCAGCGACAUCAGUAUCGCAAAUUCUUUUUGUUAUUUGGUUCGUGGGUUGCUGGACGUGUGUACACGUUUGCAAGAAGAUGCAGCUGUUCAUUCACUGUCAAGAAGUUCACACCGUAGAAGUUACAGGCGACGAGAAUGUCGCCUUCCUCAAGGAAGUUCUUGAGCAGGCCGAAGGCAUUGCACCUGUUGAUCAGGUCCUCUACAACUCUGGCAAGCCCCUGAGUGAUGACGUUUCUCUGUCCUCCUGCCUUGAGGAUGGUGCUCAUGUCGAGGCCGUUGUUCCUCUGCUCGGAGGUAAGGUCCACGGCUCACUGGCUCGUGCUGGCAAAGUGAAGGGCCAGACACCGAAGGUGGAGAAACAGGAGAAACGCAAGAAGAAGACUGGCCGUGCCAAGAGGCGCAUGCAGUACAACAGGCGGUUUGUGAAUGCUGUUGCCACCUUUGGCCGCAGGAGGGGACCCAAUGCAAACCAAACUUCUUAGAGAGAUGGGCCUGUGACAAAUAAAAUUUGUAUGGUGCGUUCCUGGA